Molecule: messenger RNA, 1293 nt
Organism: Pochonia chlamydosporia 170
Lineage: Eukaryota; Fungi; Ascomycota; Sordariomycetes; Hypocreales; Clavicipitaceae
Product: alpha-L-fucosidase domain-containing protein
Exons: 1
Coding region: 1-1293 (430 amino acids)
Biological process (GO): fucose metabolic process; glycoside catabolic process
Cellular component (GO): lysosome
Molecular function (GO): alpha-L-fucosidase activity
Source: RefSeq, a predicted model, not a curated record
AUGGCCUCCAACACCCAGCAGCCAGACCUCCAAUGGUUCACCUCAGCACGGCUGGGAAUGUUCAUCCACUGGGGCCUCUACUCUCUCCCAGCCCGUCACGAGUGGGUCAUGAGCAAGGAGAAGAUUCCCGCCGACGAGUAUGAAAGGUACAUGCAAUACUUCAACCCGGAUCUAUACGACCCCGUACAAUGGGCCAAGGACGCUAAAGCCGCCGGCAUUAAGUAUGUGGUCCUGACCACCAAGCAUCAUGAAGGGUUCGCCCUCUGGGAUACCCAAGUCAGCGACUAUAACAUCAUAAACUCGCCAUUCGGCAAGGAUGCCUUGCGCAUGUUUGUCGACGCUAUGCGAGCCGAAGGCCUGCAUGUGGGCUUCUACCACUCCCUUAUUGACUGGCAUCAUCCGGACUUUACCAUUGACGGAUUUCACCCUGACCGAGAUCGCCCGGAUAGGGAGGAGCGCAAUAAGGGCCGGGACAUGGCCAAGUACCGUGAAUUCCUGCACGCGCAAGUCAGGGAGCUGCUCACCAACUACGGCAAGAUUCACUACUUAUUCUUUGACUUUUCCUACCGCGAAGACUGGCCGGACAAGCCAGAGAAGGGCGGCAAGGGCCGCGACGACUGGGCAUCAGAGAAACUGCUAGACAUGGUCCGCACGCUGCAGCCAGGAAUCGUUGUCAACGACCGUCUGGAUAUCCCCGGCGAUAUCGUCACGCCCGAGGGAUACCAACCCACUAAGCCCAUGGAGAGGGACGGCAGGGAGGUCGUCUGGGAGGCAUGCCAGACCCUCAACGGCAGCUGGGGCUACGACCGCGACAACCACGACUACAAGUCCGUGCCGUUGCUGGUCCGCAUGCUUGUCGACACCGUCUCCAACAAUGGAAACAUACUGCUGAACGUCGGCCCUACAGCUCGUGGCAACUUCGACGCCAAUGCGUCAAAGGCCCUAUCUGACCUUGCGGACUGGAUGAGCGUGCACUCGCGGUCCAUCUACGGCUGCGGUCACUCGUCCCUCACGCCGCCCAAGGACGUGCGGUACACGCAGAGCGGCAAGAGGCUGUUUGUGCACGUAUUUGCCUGGCCGUUUGAGUUUAUGCACUUGCCGGGCCUGGCUGGCAAAGUGGCAUACGCGCAACUGCUCCACGACGCGAGCGAGAUCAAGAUAAUUCAGCUGGAUGCCGAGGCACCCGUAACCUCCAUACACAUGCGCGCAGACUCCAAGGACACGCUGACGUUGAAGCUUCCCAUCAGAGAGCCAGGGGUGGCCGUGCCGGUGAUAGAGCUGUUCCUCAAGUAG